GCUUGGUUCCUAUAACUCAACAAAAAUCCAUCCUCUUGAUUAUAAAAAACUUUUCUCGACUGUCUCUGGUCAACAAUACAUCUUCAAAUAUGCAUUGAAGUCGCAUUGAAUUCUUUUUCGAACACUGAUUACAAAAUCUAUCAAUUCAAGUGCAGGAGGUCUAUGAAAAUGUCAGACACACGUUAUCCUACCAUAUCACCAGCAAUGCUGAAGAACAUCAUGAAUGAAUUCUUGGUUCUAGAUCUUGAUGACUUCAAUGAUACAGUUGAAGUGAUUGUAGGCAAGGGUGAGACGGAAUUCAGACCUCAAUUCGCAUCCAAAGUCUUGGCGUUGCAUUCAGAAUACUUCCGUCUGAAAAUCAAAAAUUUUUCAUACAUACCACAUACCGAGAAACAAUCUCUUACUAUCAAUCUCUGCGAACAGAAUAUCAUAGCAUUGGAGGCUUUCUUUGCGUGGAACACAACUGGCAAAAUUCUUUCCUCAAAGCGACUUUCUCCUGUAACUGUGGACCCCGAGGCAGCAACAAUAACAGCAGAAAAGCUUGAUAAGUAUGAGGUUUUUUGGGAUCAGCUUUUGGAAUGCUACUUCUUGGCAGAUUUCCUGGGUGCUCCAGCCUUCGGUAAUGCCACCAUAGAUGCGUUAAUCGAUGCUAUCAAUUAUGAGAGGGAAGAUCGGGAAAAACUGGAACCAAAUUUCGAAGUUUCCGAGCAACUUUUGGCAGUCGACAACUCCGAAGAUAAUCAGAAUGAUCCUAAUAUCUUCGGUGAUGAAAACAAUGAUGAGGAAGAUCAAGGUGACGACAAUGAAGAUCCAUGGGAAAUGCAUGGCCUACGUCGAGACCCGUUCGACGAGAAUCUGCCUCGACGAGAGAUUAGACGGAUGCUUGGUACUUUACCCCACCAGUUUCAACGAGUUUACUCCAUGACUAAGGCAGAUUCGCCACUCCGGAAGAUGCUUGUUGAUAAAAUCAUCGAACAGUGCACGGCCUAUCAAUCUCACGACGAACAGCUGUUUGGUUUGCUCAAGGGGGGUGUACCAGUAGAAUUCCACCAAGAUUUGGCCGAUGAAUUAGUGCGGAGCUUCAAUUUAGCCUAUCAAGUGAGCCAAGGCAGAUAUCCUAAGCGUAUGAACGCACGUGAUCGAGCUGGAAGAAGGUGCUACUAUCACAUUCAUAGAGUCGGAGAACCGUGUCCCAGUUCCGAAUCCUAACCUGGGUGGUAAAGGUAUCAGACGCGGGGGUAUAAAUUUGUGGCUGAAAUAGAUUCUUGGGAGGAAUUGAAGGCCUGAUUGGUUCUAAAUUCAAAGAUGCAGGUACUUGAACUGUCACAAAGCUUUAGUGCUAUAAAGGUUUCACGGUAAUGGUAAUAUUGCAUCGAAUGCAUGGUUAAUAAAUUGAAGGAAAGACUGUGUAUCAUGUGCACAUCAAUUUUUCGAAUUUCUUAAAGUUUAAUAAUUGUGA
Messenger RNA from Botrytis cinerea B05.10, 1459 nucleotides. RefSeq lists its product as hypothetical. The coding region runs from base 163 to 1209 and encodes 348 amino acids. The record is from RefSeq and is a predicted model, not a curated record. The transcript has 2 exons. NCBI's taxonomy places the organism in Eukaryota, Fungi, Ascomycota, Leotiomycetes, Helotiales, Sclerotiniaceae.